AUGGUGCAAACACGCUCGACGGCCAUUGCCGUCGAACCGACGUCGACACCCAGCAAGAAGCGUGCGAACGACAGCGCCAAUGGCCAUGGCGACAGCAACGGCAACGGCAACGGCAACGGCACCCAACUCGGCGAUGAGAAUGGCAGCCUGAAGAACCCGGCGAAACGGCAGCGUCUGCCCGAGCGGACGGACCCGUUGCGAUGGCGGCUGCGCGACGACGCGGGCUUGCAGACGUGGCACUACCUGGACGACGACGCCGAGGCAAAGGAGUGGCCGCAGAGUCUUGCCGACAAGUACUUUUUGGGACUGUCCCUGGACCUCCCCGAUCUGUCGAAGCCGACGACCCCGACCGAGUCCGUCCAGAACGGCCUCUCCUUCUUCGAGAAGCUGCAGCUGCCGCCAGGCAAUUGGGCGUGCGAAUACGGCGGGCCCAUGUUCCUGCUGCCGGGCAUUGUCAUUUCCUGGUACGUGACCAAGACACCCAUCUCGCUGGCCUACGCGACCGAGAUCAAGAACUACGUGUUUGCACGUGCCAACCCGGACGACGGCGGCUGGGGCCUGCACAUUGAGGGCGAGAGCACCGUGCUCGGCACCUCGCUCAACUACAUCGUGCUGCGCAUCGUGGGCGUCGACGCCGACGAGCCGCGCAUGGUCAAGGCGCGCGCGACGCUGCACCGCCUGGGCAGCGGCACGCACGGCCCGCACUGGGCCAAGGUGUGGAUGUCCGUGCUGGGCGUGGCCGACUGGCGCAUCGUGAACCCCGUGCCGCCCGAGCUGUGGCUGCUGCCCGACUGGGUGCCCAUUGCGCCGUGGCGCUGGUGGAUCCACAUGCGGCAGGUGUUUCUGCCCAUGUCGUACAUGUACUCCAAGCGGUGGGUCUGCGAGGAGACGGAGCUUGUGCGCGCGCUGCGCCAGGAGCUGUACACCGAAGACUAUGCGCACAUCGACUGGGCGCGCCACCGCAACUCGAUUGCGCCCACGGACAACUACCACCCCAAGUCGGGGCUGCUCAGCGCGGUCAACUGGGCCCUGGUGCACGUGUGGAACCCCUACCUGCGGCCCAACUUUGUCAAGAGGCGCGCCGAGCAGUGGGUCAGCGACCUCAUCGACAUGGAGGACGAGAACACCGACUAUGCGAAUCUCGCCCCGGUUAAUAGCCCCAUGAACCUGGUGUGUUGCUACAUCCGCGACGGGCCCGACGCCUACUCGGUGCGCCGCCACCGCGAGCGCAUGCGCGAGUUCCUGUGGGUCAAGAGCGAGGGCCUGCUGUGCAACGGCACCAACGGCGUGCAGUGCUGGGACACGGCCUUUGCGAUCCAGGCCGUCAUGGACGCCGGCCUGGAGACGGACCCGCGCUGGCGCCCGAUGCUGCUGUCGGCGCUGGCGUUUCUCGACGACCAACAGAUCCGCGAGGAGGUGCCGCACAAGGACCGCGGGUACCGGCAGCGCCGCAAGGGCGCCUGGGCAUUUAGUAAUAAGACCCAGGGCUACGCCGUCAGUGACUGCAUCUCGGAGGCGCUCAAGUCGGUCAUCCUGCUGCAAAAGACGCCCGGCUUCCCGCAGCGCAUUGACGACCAGCGCAUCUUCGACGCGGUCGACACGGUGCUGACGUUCCAGAGCCCCUCGGGCGGCUGUGCGUCGUACGAGCCGCCGCGGGCCGGCGAGUGGAUGGAGAUGCUGAAUGCCGCCGAGGUGUUUGGCCGCAUCAUGGUCGAGUACGACUACCCCGAGUGCACGACGGCGGUCGUGACGGCGCUGUCGCUGUUCCACAAGCACUGGCCCGCGUACCGCGCCGAGGAGAUCACCACGUUCAUCCAGCUGUCCGUCGGCUGGAUCAAGACGGCCCAGCGGCCGGACGGCAGCUGGUACGGCAGCUGGGGCAUCUGCUUCACCUACGCGACCAUGUUUGCCCUCGAGAGCCUGCACGCGGUGGGCGAGACGUGCGCCAACAGCGAGCACGCGCGCAAGGCCUGCGCGUUCCUGCUGUCCAAGCAGCGCGCCGACGGCGGCUGGUCCGAGAGCUACAAGGCCUGCGAGCGCAUGGAGUACAUUGAGCACCCGUCCGGGUCGCUCGUCGUGCAGACGGCGUGGGCCGUCAUUGGCCUGCUCAAGGCCGACUACCCGGACGUGGCGCCGAUCCGCAAGGCGAUUGGCCUCAUCAUGGCGCGGCAGCAGAGCAACGGCGAGUGGCUGCAGGAGGCGAUUGAGGGCGUGUUCAACAAGAGCUGCAUGAUCUCGUACCCCAACUACAAGUUUGUCUUUCCCAUGAAGGCGCUGGGCCAGUUCCACCACAAGUACCCCAACGAGCGGAUCGUGGCAUAA
Molecule: messenger RNA, 2322 nt
Organism: Sporothrix schenckii 1099-18
Lineage: Eukaryota; Fungi; Ascomycota; Sordariomycetes; Ophiostomatales; Ophiostomataceae
Product: lanosterol synthase
Exons: 2
Coding region: 1-2322 (773 amino acids)
Biological process (GO): ergosterol biosynthetic process; triterpenoid biosynthetic process
Cellular component (GO): lipid droplet
Molecular function (GO): lanosterol synthase activity
Source: RefSeq, a predicted model, not a curated record